AAAAAAAAUUUUAUUAUUAUUUUAUUAUUAUUAAUUUUUUUUGUUAAUAGAGGAUGAUUGAAUUUAAAUUUAAAUAUUUGAUUCUAUCAUGUAUUCUUUUACAUUAUUUCAUCGAUAUUUCUAUUCAACAAUCAGCAUAUGAUGAUGGUACUAGUGGAUUAGACGAACCUCCUCCAAUAUGGACAUGUAAUGGAACAGAUUUAACAGUUCGUUCAUACGAUGGUACCUGUAAUAAUAUUUUACAUAAUAAUUGGGGAGCACCAAAUCGUGUAUACGAUCGUGGAUUCUUCCCUGCAUAUUAUCAAGAUAAUUUCUCUGGCGCUCCAAAAUUAACUAUUGAUUGUAGACAACUAAGUAAUGUGUUAGGUGAUAAUGGUUUACCUCCAACAUUUACUGGUAAUCCAUUAGGUGAUGAUGUUCUUAGCACUACAAGAAAGAAUAUAUUUGAAAUUUUCUUUGGACAAUUAAUUAAUCAUGACCUUGAAGAUGCUGCUCUUCAAAGUUCAACACCUGGAAUUUCUAUUGCUGAUGUAACCAAUGAUAUUGUAUAUAAUACUCAACCUGGUAAUAUAUGGAAUCCUAAUGCAACUCAAUAUAUGACAGCAACUCUUUCACUUGGAAGAGUAUUAAAUUCAACACUUUAUCCUGCAAAUAAGGCAAAUUCAUAUCUUGAUCUUUCUGCAGUUUACGGAAAUAAUCCUGAUGAUGGUGAUGGUUUACGUGAUAAGAAAGAUGGAACAUUGACUUUAUCAAAAUUUGUAGCAAAUGGUGGUGUAUAUAAUGCAAAAAUAUUAAAUAUUACCGUAGAAAAUGUUGCUCCAAGUCCACAAGAUACAAAUGUAUUCCCAAGUUUAAAUGCUCCUCCAAUUCCUGUUGAACAAGCAAUGGUUAGUGGUGAUUCUAGAGCUUCCGAAAAUGUUCAAUUGGCCAUUAUGCAUACUAUUUGGAUAAGAGAACAUAAUUUUCAAGCAAAACAAGUUGUUGCAAAAAAUCCGAAAUUAGUUGGAAAUGAUGAAGCAAUUUAUCAACAAGCACGUAGAAUGACAAUUGCAGAAUAUCAACAUAUCGUAUAUGAAGAAUUUUUACCAGCUGCACUUGGAUUUAAAAUGCCUCCUUAUGGUGGUUACGAUCAAAAUAUUUAUGUUGAUACUUCAGUUGUAUUCGCCGCUGCUGCUUUCCGUUAUGGUCACUCUCAAGUUCGUCCUUAUAAUAUUGUUGACGGAUGUACAGAAGAACUUAUUCCUUUACAUCCAGAUUAUCAAACUGCAGAUUCUCAUCCAAAUAGAUUCUUUUAUAUCGGUAGAUCUAUUUCUGUUGACCCACCACCAAAUUCUCCGUUAACUCAUGAUCAACUUGAUUAUACUCCCGCUCGUAUGAUUGCUUUAGCUGGUGGAACUUCAAAUGGUGUUGAUAAUAUUGUUGUUAGUAUGUUGAGAGAAUUAGCCGCCGAAUUUGAUUUAUUAAUUACAACUCCUAUAAGACAUAUGCCUGCUCUUAUUGAUUUAUUCGCCGUAGACAUUGCAAGAGGUCGAUUGUCUGGACUUCAACCUUAUAAUCAAUAUCGAGCAGUUUAUCAUCCAGCAGGAGAUUUAUACAGUAAUCCAGUAUGUGAUAUAAAUGCAGCAGAAGAUUCCAUAGAAUGUUUCUCAUUAAUAACCAGUAACUUAACGGUAGCAACAAAUCUUAAAAGCUUUUAUACAAAAGUUAAUCUUAUCGAUGCUAUAAUUGGAAUGUUUGCAGAAGAUAAACAAUCACCAACAGCUCCACUUCCACCAACAAUUGCAAAUAUAAUUAAAGAAGAAUUUGAAAAGAAACGUUACGGUGAUAGAUUUUGGUAUGAAGGAGAUACUUUUACCGCAGAAGAAAAAGCUUUAAUUAAAACUGUAACCAUGAAAACAAUUAUUGAAAGAAAUACAAAUGUUAUUAAUGUACAAGCUAAUGCUUUCAAAAAUCCUGGUGUAAAUGAUCCAAUGCCCGUUGUAGGAAAAUGUCCAAAAGGACCCGCCAAGGGCGCGAAAGCAAAAGGAACAGCCACUGAUGAUGGAGUACCAGCUAAAGCGGCAGCACCAGCACCAGCCAAAGGAGCACCUGCCAAAGGAGCACCUGCCAAAGCCAAAGCAGCACCUGCCAAAGCAGCACCAAAAGCUAAGGGAGCAUAAAUAAUAUUAAUUUUGUAAAUCUAUAAUGGCAUAAAAAAAAAGGGUGUCAGUUAUUUAGUUAUAAAAUAACAGAUGAAAUAUGUAUAUAUAUCUUUUUAAAUUGUAUUUCUUUUCGAAAUUUUUUCUUUUUUCUUUCUUUUUUUUCCUGGCGAAUUUGGAGUUUUUUUUUUUAAUAAUUAACUUAUUAUACAUAGAUUAAUUCAUAUAUAUAUAAAUAUAUAAAAAGUAUCGAAAAAACAUUAUAACAGAUAAUAAUAUUUUUUAUAUAGUCUGUGAUUUAUUUAAAUGAUGUUUUAUAUUGAACACGUCAAUUUAAUUAAUAAAGUUUAAAAUUAAAU
Messenger RNA from Rhizophagus irregularis DAOM 181602=DAOM 197198, 2497 nucleotides. RefSeq lists its product as uncharacterized. Gene Ontology annotation, biological process: response to oxidative stress. The record is from RefSeq and is a predicted model, not a curated record. Gene Ontology annotation, molecular function: peroxidase activity; heme binding. Lineage: Eukaryota; Fungi; Glomeromycota; Glomeromycetes; Glomerales; Glomeraceae.